GACUGAGCCUGUUUGACAGCUAGCUUGGAAUUAGCUGGCUAACGUUCAGAAAUUCUCUGGAGAACAUGUCAGUGAAAUAGUGAGCGCUACGUUAUAAAUAAAAGUGUUUUGUGGUUUAAGCUUGGGAUCACAUCGCUUUCCAAGGAUGUUUUCGUCCACCUGGAAUUUUAUCAAACGGCAUAAAAGGAAAUUUCUUUUCGCCGGAGCCGUAGUUGGAGGAGUUUACUUUCUGGGCAAAUAUGCGCAGAAGAAGCUCCAGGAGAUCCAGGAGAAGGAGGCGACCGAGUACAUCGCUCAGGCCAGAAGGCAGUUCCACUUCGAGAGCAACCAGCGGACCUGCAACAUGACCGUGCUGUCCAUGCUCCCGUCCCUGAGAGAAGCCAUCGUAAAUCAACUGAACUCCGAAAGCCUCACGGCUCUACUGAAAACCAAACCAGCAAACAAGUUGGAGAUCUGGGAGGAUUUAAAGAUCAUCAGUUUCACCCGUACGGUAGUUGCAGUGUACAGCACCUGUUUGCUGGUUGUUCUACUCCGAGUCCAGCUGAACAUUAUUGGAGGAUACCUGUACCUGGACAACUCUGUAGGAAAGAACGGAACGAACGCUCUGGCUCCUCCAGACGUCCAGCAGCAGUACCUGUCCAGUAUUCAACAUCUGCUUGGAGACGGUUUGACGGAGUUGAUGACGGUGGUGAAGACGGCCGUACAGAACUCGCUGGGCAGGGUGUCGCUGAAGCAGAGUCUGUCGCUGCUGGAGUUGGAGCAGCAGCUGAGCUGGAUCAGAGCCGAGGUGGAGGCCGGGUCUGAGCGCCCGCUGUCCUGGUACAUGUUGGCUGACGACGAGAACGCGCUCGCUGAGCAGGCGUGUGGGCUGACGGAGAACGACGUCAUGACCAUCAAGCUGUUGAACGAGACCAGAGACAUGUUGGACAGCCCGGACUUCACCACGGUGCUGAACACCUGUCUGAACCGGGGGUUCUCCCGUCUCCUUGACAACCUGGCCGAGUUCUUCCGCCCCCCCGCUGGUGACUCCUGCCUCAGCUCUGCACCCGACAGCCUGUCUGCCGUCAGUCUGCCUCUGGCCAAGAUCAUCCCCAUCAUCAACGGUCAGAUCAACUCCAUCUGCAGUGAAACUCCCAGCCACUACGUUCAGGACCUGCUGCUCAACGACCAGGUGAAGGAGUUUGCAGGUAUCGUGUACGAGACCUUCAGCGCACCACACGAGCUGCAGAAGUAAUGAAGCUGUUAUGAGGAGAGGAAGAAGACAACGAAGCGCUGGACGGUUUCCUCCUCCCUCCUCUGAGGACAGUGGAUCAACAUUCACAGGUGAACGUCCAGUGAGGAAGACGUCGCCUGCACCGGGUUUGUAGUCACGCGGAGCCUUGAACCACUGCAUCAUGGGAACUGGUGAUGUUUUAAUUUACCCUGAGAGUUGGGACACGGUGGGAAAACCCUGAAGCUGCAAAGAGCCACGCGCUGUGGAGGGACGAGUGCGGGUUGGACUGAUGCAGGGUGACGUUCACUGGUGGCGUUUUCAGUUUGGAGGCUGGGGUUCUGUCAGCUCAGCCAGCAGCAGUAAAACAUCCAUACGAAGCAUGUAGGGCAGCAGCAAUGAGCAGGCACAGAGAGCUGCGAUCAACACAACCGACACAUUUCAUCGUACACAUCUGUGUGUUCAGUGCUGUUAUUGGUCCCUGUAGUUCCCGUCCUGCCCAGCAGGCGUCUCUGUCGCUCAGCUGCUGUAGGAAUCCUCAUUGGUUCACUUCAUUCCUAUUUCUGUUCACCUGUUUUUAAAUUAAACUAAACCUUGUAUCUUCAGCUGUGACAAUUAACAUCAACAUCAAUCAUUUUUUUUAGUAGUGACAGAUGCUUUUUUAAAAUUACAUAUGAAAUUAAAUCCAGCCUCUAGAGAUGUGGUUCCUGAUUGUAGUAGUUUAUACAGUUAACCUGCAGAUUAAAAUCUGGAUAUUGGAAGAAUAUGUGGGAAACCAAAAAUCUGCCAUUCAAAGACCCUGGAUGUGCUGAAUGUCUGAUCAGCUCCCUGAAGGUGUUUAUCUGACAGUCUGCGUUGAACAGGAGACACGGAAAAGAUGCAGCGCUCGGUUCCAAAAAGCAGGAUUACGAAUCACUGAGCCAAGUUUCAGUCCAUCAGGCGAUAUUCAUUAACGAGAUCUUGUUUAGUUAAAAUGCAAAUCCUUAGGUGUUUUCCACAGUUUCAUACGACUUAUUAAAUGUUUCAGCUUAACUUUGAACGUCGGUGAAAAUAACCUUCAGGCUACAACUUUAUUGCUGUUGACAGAUCUGGAUCAGUUCCUAUUAAACUUUGAUUCGACAGAACUGUUGAUGUCAUGCAAACAGUUUUUCUUCCACAGCUAAAUGCCAACGGCGUUACUCUGGGAUUGAGCCGCUGUAGUUGAAGAACUCAGGAAGGUUCUCUCAUAGAUCCAGUGGUCAAAUAAAAUUAAGCACAGCUGUAAAUCACAGAAGGAAAAUGCAUCCGUUGAAUCAGGUGAGAAUGUAACUCUGCAUGUGCCGUUGUCCUGCAGCCUCAUGUCCUGAACAACCGUGAAAUGUGCAUCUGUAAUAAUUUACUGAAGAGGUAAUAAAGAUGAAUGUGACUUCA
Molecule: messenger RNA, 2620 nt
Organism: Betta splendens (Siamese fighting fish)
Lineage: Eukaryota; Metazoa; Chordata; Actinopteri; Anabantiformes; Osphronemidae
Gene: pex3
Product: peroxisomal biogenesis factor 3
Exons: 12
Coding region: 146-1234 (362 amino acids)
Biological process (GO): protein import into peroxisome membrane
Cellular component (GO): peroxisomal membrane
Molecular function (GO): protein-macromolecule adaptor activity
Source: RefSeq, a predicted model, not a curated record